Xiphias gladius (swordfish) is the source of this 2087-nucleotide messenger RNA. RefSeq lists its product as uncharacterized. Lineage: Eukaryota; Metazoa; Chordata; Actinopteri; Istiophoriformes; Xiphiidae. The coding region runs from base 166 to 1296 and encodes 376 amino acids. Gene Ontology annotation, cellular component: endoplasmic reticulum-Golgi intermediate compartment membrane; endoplasmic reticulum membrane. The record is from RefSeq and is a predicted model, not a curated record. The transcript is spliced from 11 exons. Gene Ontology annotation, biological process: lipid homeostasis; regulation of lipid metabolic process.
CAGGCGGCAGUCUGUACUAGCUGAAUGCUGAGCGACCGUAGAUUGUAGGAGCUGAAUGGUUUGCUAGAGACUUGUGGAGUUGCCUGUCCAGCGGUUUAAUGGUAAUCAACAGCAGCCAAAAGUAUAAAAUCCAGCACUGAAAGGUCAAACAUUACGUUUUCAAAUAUGAGGCCGCCGGUGGAAGUCUCCGUGUUUCUCCUUUCUCUCUUGGCUCCUGGAGUUUUGUACACCAUGAACAACAUCCCUGCGCUUCAGGAACCUCUUCCUAUCCUGGGGAUGGGAAUGGUCGUCCUGGGAUCAGUUCUUCUUCUCCUUCUCCUCACUGUGCGACACAAGAUGAAAGUGGACCCUUUAUUCUAUGUGUUUGCAGAGUUUUCCUUCACCAGCAUGGUGGGCCUGACUAAUGCUUUAGAGCAGGAUGGGUUCAUCUCUGGCUUCAUGGGCUUCUAUCUAAAGAUGGGUGAGCCUCAUCUGAGCACCGCUUACGCUGUGAUGAUGUCCUACUGGGAAGGCGUCGUUCACUUUGUCCUCUUCCUCACUAUCAUCCACCGCAUGUUCAAAGGGAAGUCCUAUCGAAGCCUGAGCCUGCUGUGGGCGGGCUCCUCCAUCGCCCAUCAAAUUGUUCUCAUCCCAGGAGUGGUCAUUGGUAAAUAUGGGUUGAACAUUCGACCAGCCUUUUGGAGGAACGUCCCGUUCUUUUUGGUACCUUUCUGGGCGGCGUCCCUGCUCUUUAGCAGACCCAGAGAGCUGCCAGUUGUCACGGCUGACAAGAUCGCGGCGGAGCAGAAUAAAGGUCUGCUGUCCCGGCCAGUCGACCUGCUUCUGUCACUUGUGUUAGUGGGAGCCAUGGCCUUCUCUGUUUUCAGAGGCUUUGUGGUGCUGGACUGUCCUCUGGACACCUGUUUCACCUACAUCUAUCAGUAUGAGCCCUACCUCAAAGACCCGGUUGGCUUCCCGAGGGUUAUGAUGCUGGUGUAUUUGUUUUACGCUCUGCCCCUGCUGACUGUCCUCAUCUAUGGUCUGAAAACACCCGGGUGCAGCUGGAUGUUAGACUUGACCAUCUUCUUUGCUGGAGCCAUGGCUCAGGCCCAGUGGUGCCAUAUCGGUGCAUCUCUGCACUCCCGCACUCCCUUCACAUACCGAAUCCCAGCAGACAAAUGGUGGCCUGUUAUCACCCUCAAUGUGGUACUCACUGCUGCGCCAGCUCUGCUGGCCCUGCGCUGCCACACCAGCCCUGCUUAUUUUAUGAAACCUGUUCCCAAGGGACAGUCCAACAAAGAGAAGAAGAAAAACUAAACCACACACCAGCCACAGACUGUAGAGGAAUACUUCACUCUGUGACAAGGCUUAUGUUUUCUGGGGUAUCUCUUUUGUGCACCAACUGCUUUACACACAAUUUUUCAACUUUAAAACCCAGAGGAAAUCUAAAAACACAGCUCUCUGAGUCAAAAGUUCGAAAUCAGUCACCUUGUGCAGCACUCCCUGCAUGGACUAUUGGACCCUGAUAAGAAGGCUGAUGAUGGACUUGAGGGCUGUGAUCAUCUUGCACAGCAUUCAGGUGACUCAUCCAGAUACGCGGUUGGUAUCUUCCCAAACUAAGACUAAUAACCUUAAUGUACAUGUCGGCAACACACUGCUGGCGAGUGAAAGUCAUUCUUAUACAAUCUAUAACAAUCUACACCAAAACUCCACAGCUCUACAGAUUAAAGAUUGUUUUUACUGGUUCUAAAAUUGACAGGGUCAGUGAAAAAUAUCACGGCUUUCAUCCUUUUAAAAACUGAAUAUGGUAACUGUUCAUAAAAUUCAGUAACGCUUGAAAGCCUGAAUAACUUAAGAGUUUGUGAUAAAGAAGAUAAUAGCAGAUGUUACUCAAGAAAAUAUGCUGAAGGAAAAAGUCCACCUGGUGACAGAUACUUUGCAACGUCUUUGGUGUUUCUACAUGUUGUCACUAGAGGUGCCACAAUCAAUUACUUGAUUCAUCUGAUUGAUUCAUUCAUUGUUUGGUCUAUAAAAAUGUCAGUAAAUAAUAAUUAAAAAAUGUCCAUCGCAAUUUCCUAGAGCCCAAGGUGACCCAUUCAAAUUGUUUU